Porites lobata is the source of this 6723-nucleotide messenger RNA. The record is from the annotation of a GenBank genome assembly. NCBI's taxonomy places the organism in Eukaryota, Metazoa, Cnidaria, Anthozoa, Scleractinia, Poritidae.
AUGUUCUUGUUCUGGGAUAGAAACAUCGCCGUGGCAACACUCACAGUCUUGGGAAUGCUUACCAUCAUCACCUCACUUCUUUCUUACACCAUCAUAUUUAUCAAGCUGCGUCUACAUCAAGCUACUGUGCACCCUACUGUGCAAUGCGAUGUUCACCAUCAUGGGCAACCAAUUGGAGGGGGAAUUCUGGCGUUGCGCAUAGCACAGUUUAAAAGAACCGUUACCAGCAUAGCUUUGGUGCAGUCGGCGUUAGUUAUAUGCUAUAUCCCAUUUGUUAUUGUAAAUGCGAUAUUUCUGUUGAAUAGCAUUCUUGCCAACAGUGAGGUUUUCUACAUGGCCGCGAAUCUUGUAAAUUCAACUCUCGUCUCAUCUCUUAACCCGUUCCUGCACUGUUGGAGGAUCACAAAAGUGAGGCAAGCCGUGAAGGCCACAAUUAAAAGGAUGUGCUGUAUUUUUUUACGCUAAGUCUUUUAACCCUCGACGGCGAUUUAUGGAGAAACAGUUUGAUUUUUUUGAAAAAUCGCUUUUCAAUCAAACGAGUAUAUGUUAAAAGAUGCAGUAGACAAAAUAAGGACUUACUAGGGACAUUAGCAGAUAACAUGGGGGACAAUUAUCGGUUGUUUCAUCUUUUAUGAAAUCGAUUUCAGGAAAUGCCAGCUAUAUAGUAAAUGUAAGCUCACGGUAUAUUGUUAAUGUGAAAUAAUGAAGAAGAGCUAAUUGUGACUAGAUAUAAAUGUUGGGGGAUGGUUGUACGAGCAACUCGCUCGCUAUCGAAGAGGUACUGAGAAUCUAGGAUCACAUCUUGGAGGACCUCCACAAGCUCGCUUACGUUCUUCUGCAACAGAUCCAAACAUUAUCGCCCCAACUUAACCGUUAGUUGAUCACCAAAGGGGGUUGACACAAGCCUGCAUGGUUGAACAUGCCAAGUAUGCUUAAUUAACCCACGGAAGUUUGACAACCCUCUAGGCACUACCCGUUGAACUACUGAAUCAUGAACUACGAUAUAGGCAAAACCCAGCGUUGGACAAUUGCAAUCUAACCGAUUCCACGAUCGUAAAAGCAGUUUCCAAUGGCUUUAGCAAUCGUUGUUAAUAUUGUUAAAAUGUUCAACAUGAUGGAAGUGUAAGACAAAAGGGCGUUAAAGCUAUACAAGUCACGGCUGGCGGUCAAAGAGAUCUCCACAUUCCCUCAUUGCUCGAAAAGUACUCAUUCCUGAAGUUCUGUGUUUGAUUACACUUCCAGAGGCGCAUGUGCCGCGAGAGUGACCGGACGCUUCAGCUAGCGCUCCGCGUUCUCGCAUAUGUGUAUUUGCAGUUAGGCUAGUUAAGAUCGUUUCUUUUUUCGUCGUUGACUAAUGGGGGUCAUAGUGAAAGCGUUAAGAAGAAAAAACGAUAAUUUAAAGAGACAACUGAAUGACCUGAAGAAGGAAUUUCAGUCUAUCAAGUUUAUCAGUAGUCUCUAGUCAUUGUUGUCAUGACAAUUUUAGUUUCUUUAGUUCUCUUGUUACUUUUAGCUGUAUUUAGUUGUAUUUAUUUCCUGUAAACAUGACCGGCGUAAAUUAGCUUAGCUCCCCGCUGGCAUGUUAUUGAACUUUUACUUCAAAACACAAUGAAAUAAAAUGAAGCGAGGAAAGAGGCUUUGGAAGUGACCUUUUUUUCUUUUUGACUAUCUAGCCAACAAAAACUCUUUAAGGCCAGUACCACCUGACGUGCCUAAUGGCAUGCUUAAACUCAGUAGAAUAUGGGAUGACAUUUUAACAUUAUUUAUCGCUUUCGUAAAUCCUUACAACUUUAGCAAUGUUGUAAGAAAAAACUACACAUAAAGUCAUGCAUUUGAAUCCAACUCAAGCAUCGGUCAGGUACCUGACCCUCACUGGUGUUUAUUGAAAUCGUAUUUUGGUCAAUUUUUCACUUAAUUUCUUGCUAAGCUGGGCGAAUAAACAGAUGUCCCCUUUCUUCGACCUUAAAUGGGGUAAACUGACUCAGCCAAGCUGAUGGUGAGCAUUUUAAUACGUUUCUCUACUUUGAAAUGUAUAUAUAAUUACUUUCUUUUUAAAACAGCGACGCCAUUUAAGUGUUCAAAAUUUCACUUUGAGUUAUUGUAAUUUUUUUCUCUGAAAACAAUUGAGCGAAAAGAUAUAAUAAUAUCCAAAUUUAUAGCCCAUGGCUUUGGGGAAACUUCUGCCCUUGUAACCGGCAGUAGAUAGUCCCACUGCCUGAUCGUUUUUACCGAUUUUAGUUUAUUAAGCCUACAACUAGUGGGCUUACAAACAUGCUGAUUACAGUGAAGGUCUAGAACUACGUAAAGGAGGAUCAGGAGGUGAGCGUUUGGGAGAUGGGACCUUAACUACAGUCUGUAAUGACGCACUACACGCCAGAAGAGCUAGUAUACAAAUGGAUUUACCAUAAUUAAAGCGUAAGGUUUUUAAGGAGCUGAUCUAAGCCUAAGGACAUGCAACAAUUAGAAAAAUGCAAAAUUGCGAGGAAAUAUAUUUCUACAAACAUAUAAUUGGCACGGUGGCUGUGAAUUCUAUUUUGCAAAUAAUAAAAUGUUAACUCUGUUUUUUAGAGCUUAAUGGCGCUGAUAUAUUGAAACAUUAAUACCGGAAAGCGGAGACAUUCACACUUGAGUCUCAUUGAGAAGAAGUGCCACUGAUGAUGACAAUGGACAAAUAGCUGGUUGUUUUUCUGUAUCAUGCGGGUUGUAUCAUUUAUUCAAUACUACAAAUCUGUUAGCAAAAGCUACAGCACAUUCUACGUAUUUACUUGUCAUAAAUAUAGGUCGGUGCAUACUACGUUAACAAGAAGAAAUAAAUCGGCCAAGAAACAAAAGUCAACUAUCGCUUAAACGUGACACAGGAAAACUGUUAUAACUUCCUCUACGACGUGUGUACUAACAGGGUCUAGAAAGGUCAUGUCAUUUUUCAAAGUCUGAAUCUCGUCAGUAAAAUUUAACUUUCCAAAGGCUGAACCAUGUUAAUGAAAUCUACCCUUCCUGAAUCUGAUUCUGGCUUGCAAAAUGUCGCGCAGAAUGUUCUUGAAAGCGCAUCGGAUGUGUCUAAACUUCCAGCAGUAAACCAGAGGAACAAGGGAUGAACUCAAAUAUAGCAGCGUGUGAGUGUAAAUUGACAUAUGUUCCCCCACCUCAUUUCUCCGUGUCUCCAAGAUCACAAUAGCGAUUGGCAAAUGGCAGGCCAAAAACAACAGAUAGGCGUAAAAUGUACCAACUGCUGUUUUUCUCACUCUUUCAAAAUUUGAUCGGUUUUCUUCGUUCGGUGCCACUGCUUGGGCUGGCUGUGCAUGAACUUGAACGGUGUGGCGACGUACGGCUAUGUAAAUCUUGAAAUAGAUUAGACCCAUAGUAAGAAGACAAACCAAUCCCACAGACACUGAUGCAAGGUUACAAACAUAUCCACCCCUCAAAACACCGGUUAGAGCCAGGAAAGCACUGAGAAGCCAGCUUAAGAUCACUGCAGCUACAACACGCUUGUACGUCACAAAUUCUUGGUAGGUGAGAAGUUCCUGGUGUUUGAGGUGAAGGUGGAUAGCAAGGAAUCUGUCAACGCUGAUAGUUGUGACACCGAAGAAUGAAGCAUAACCAAGGGUGCGUCCUAUGGGGUACAGAGCUCUAUCUAUAUCUUUGUAAGUUUCCUGGUCGUCAGUUUGUUGUAUUUUCAUAAUCAUGCGAGCGAUGUACAAAGGCUGGACAGCUAAUCCAAUGCCAAGAUCAGAAAUAGCCACGCUGAGGAUCAAUGCUUUUAGAGUCUUUGGCAGUGAUGAAGACCUUCGCAGCGCGAAUAUUAAGACAAUGUUCGACAUGAUUGUUGUGUAAGAUGAGAAGAAAUUGACUAUGACGUUUAUGAUGAGGUAGGGAGAGAAAUCUGCUGCCUCUUUCAUCGUGUAUUAUAACUUCGUUUUUCCAAGAGAACGGGAGCGGAGUCAGAAAGGCAUGCUUUCUUGAAUGAGUUUACGUUUAUGAGGAAGACGUCGGAUGAAGGACUCUCUCCCUCCACGAACGCCUCUUCUUAGAGGUGUUCAAAAGCGGAAUCCAGAUGGCCUUGAAAGAUGCAACAAGGAACUGCUCAAGGAUCGAACAAACGUCCUAAAGAUCACGUGAUGUAACCUUACUGUUGACGUUUUGAAACAUGCUGCGAACUGGGGUAAAUUUGGACGUUUAAAAAUUUGAAAACCUCUGAACGUCAGAGCAAUUAUAUUAAAAGUCCAUUUCCAAUAAACAUCCGUCGUUUAAAGGUGGUGUGCAUCAUCCUGUAUUUUUUUCACAUUUUGUUUCUUCGAAUGGUGUCCGUUAGCACAAAGUAAAAGUUACAGUCCUCCCUAGAAGCCUCAGAAAAACGAAUAAACGAAAAGAUUACUAUUCUUCAUAAGUCUUCCUUGAAGUCUACGUUUAUUAUAGAGAAAGAAAAUUAAUGCUCAUCUUAAAAAAGGGAAACAAAAUGAUAGAUCACCAUACUAGUUUAAAAGAAAAUGAAGACUAUCUCUUUAGGGAGCUCCAGCUUUAAGGCAAAAGGCGCCAUGUUUUAAUGUGCGCGGUCUAAUCAUGGAUGUAAUUAUGUGCAGUAAGGAUGUACACUGCAAUAAUAAGGAAAAAACUUAACUGUUGUAAGUCUCGUGAUCCAGACCAAUGAAGGAAAAGUGAAUUACAUGAUGCGAACGUAGAUAGCAAAAAUUCAGCUAUUGUUCAGACACUUAAAACGUGCUUUAUUAUGCUUCAAAAAAAAAAAGGUUAAAUCCAGAGCAAAAAUUAAACGGAGGGAGAGAAGCGACGACCGGAAAUGCGUCCGCUGUUCGCAGGCUACAGAUGCCUCUAAUAUGUAAUAUUAAGUAACACCCUCCGGCUCCACGCCUGUUUUUUGCCAGGUUAUCUUAUUAUGAAACAGCAAAUAAUUCACAGGGCUUCCAGUGGGUUAUUGUAUUGUUUGUGUAAAUGCGUUAUUUGUCGUAUUCAACACUUUCCAUGUAAUAAGCUCUAAAAGAAGCGGUAUGUCAUAUCUCGCUACAAUAUUAAACUUGUGUGCUGUCAAGGUUGAAUUUGUUAUUAACUUUUCUCUGACAUUAACUUUUAUCUUGAUAUUAACUUUUCUCUGAAAUUGCUCGUCCUUCUGCUUGUCAAAGAUAGAACACCUCCGUUUUUAACUCAUAAAGAGCGAUCAGCAUCACAUUUCUCCUUGCAAUAUUGGUGACAAGAAUUAAGGGUAUGAUAAAAAAGAUAUGAUGUGCGAUACUUCAACAACUGCUCCCCACUACUUCAGGGAAAACGCGGCACGAAAUGAGAAUUUAAAUUUUGAUAUUAGGGGCUUUUUUACCGUUAAUAGGAAACGGAGGAAGUAGCAAAUGAUUAAUUUGCAAAUGUAGCUACAUGUAGUCGUAAAUUGCAUGCGGUGCGGUGAAUUUGGAGUAAAACUUUCGAUUAACAUUCAGCGGAAGUUAAUCCAUGAUGUGGCUAAGUUAACUGUUCUCAUUAAAAUGUUUUAUACAACCAUUGUCUUCAAGCCGAUGACUGAAUGAUUUUGUAAUUGCCCGCCUUAUGAUAAAAAAUUUAAGUGUCUUGUCAGCGCCAAAUCAUGAUGUGAAAUAACUGCUACCAAAACAAUAUUUUGGCGUCUGACCUAUAAUUGUCACUUUGAAUUAUCACUUUGAAUAAUCAGCAAUUAAGGCUGAACAGUCAUAAAGGACGGUUUUCUAGCCUACUGGCCCAAUAUUUGUUAUUAUGAGAGUACAGCAUGUAUAACUGAAAGGCAGUCGCGCCCUUUAGAUGGGAAACUCAACCGAAUAUAGAAACGUUACCUCUUCCGAGGUAUUUAAUCUGGCGACAGUGAUCAUAUUUUGUUCUCUUAAUAUUCUUCUUUCCAUCACGGCAUCGGUGGGCAACAUUCUGAUCCUGAUUGCUCUUCGCAAGGUAACUCCUCUUCAUUCACCAACGAAACUGUUGUUUCAAUGCCUGGCGAUCACUGAUCUUGGCGUUGGUCUCAUUUCGCAGCCACUCUAUGCCAUCUUCAUCUUUCUGAUAAACUUCAACCUUUGGAAUAUCAUCUCUAUUCUCCACGAUAUAACUUGGGGGUUAUCAAUUUGUCUUUCUGGAGUUUCGGUACUCACAACGACUGCUCUAAGUGUGGACAGACUUCUCGCCCUUUUGUUGAAGCUAAGGUACAGGCACGUUGUGACACUGAAGCGAGCUCGUGCAGUUGUUUUCUGCUUUUGGUUAAGUCCUGUUUCGGGCAUUUUCAUGUUCUUGGUCUGGGAUACAAACAUCGCCUUGACAGCAAUUUCAGUUUCGGUAAUGCUUUGUAUCGUUACCUCACUUCUUUCUUACACCAUCAUAUUUAUCAAGCUGCGUCUACAUCAAGCUACUGUGCACCCUACUGUGCACCCUACUGGGCAAUGCGAUGUUCACCAUCAUGGGCAACCAAUUGGAGGGGGAAUUCCGGCGUUGCGCAUAGCACAGUUUAAAAGAACCGUUACCAGCAUAGGUUUGGUGCAGUCGGCGUUAGUUGUAUGCUAUAUCCCAUUUGUUAUUGUAAAUGCGAUAUUACUGUUGAAUAACGUUCUUGCCAACCUUGAGGUUUCUUUCAUAGCGUCUCUUGUAUAUCCAACUCUCGUCUUCUUAAACUCAUCUCUUAACCCGCUCCUGUAUUGUUGGAGGAUCAAAGAAGUGAGGCAAGCCGUGAAGGCCACAAUCACACUGGGGAUUUUUGGUCGAUUUUGA